AUGUCCUUUCCAGGGGACUCAGACGUGAUCAUAGAUUCUACCGUUCUAAAAGCUGUUGAAUUAGGAACAAAACUUUUUAAAUCUGGGGAAUAUCUGCAAGCGAAAAGAAUAUUCAUCAAUGCUAUAAGAGUAUGCGAUUCUUAUUCUGAGGAGCAAAUCAUACAAAUCAGAAACGCAUACCAAUUAGAUACUGUGAGGAUUGAUAAUAAACGAUUAUAUCAUCCUAGAUAUGUAAAGAUACUGGACAAUAUCUGUGCGUGUUAUGAAAAACUAAACGAUUUGAAAUCCUGUUUAAAUGUAUCACAAAGAUUACUUCAGCUAGAUCCUGGUAAUGUAAAAUGCUACAUACGGUGUACAAGAACACUCAUAAAAUUAAAAGAUUGGAAAAGAGCAUAUAAGACAUGUUGUGGCGGAUUACAGUUAUGUGAUAAUGCCAGUCCUCUUUUGAGGCAACAAAAGCAAUUUAUUAAAGAGAAUAUGGCGCAAAAACAGGAUAAUGAAAAGAAGAGUAACGACGGAAGGAAAUAUAUAGAUCCAUUAAAUGAAGCAAAAGUACUUAAGAGGAAAAAGCAGAGUGAUAUUUCAGAAUUGUUGCAACCAAAGAAGAAGAUCAAAGAUGAUAUCAGGAAAGUUGAUUUAGUUGGCGACUUACCGAUUGAGGUACUACCUGUCAUACUUCAAAGAUUCACCAGUAGAGAACUCAUUAUGUUGUCGUUGGUUUGUAACAAAUGGAGAGACAAAAUAUUGUAUCAUUUACAUUGUUUCCGAGAAUUUAACUUGACCUCAAUCAGUUUCAAAAACUUUGUAAAAUUUAUGGAUUUCUUACAACAGAAUUUCACCAAUACGUACAAAAGAUACAGUCUUUCUCAGUUAAAAAUUAGUUCUAAAAUUACUCCGGAAGAGUUACGAAUAGCUCAGUUGUUAUUUAGUAAAAUGCCGAAAUGCAUAAGUUUUGAACGGCUUAUACUUUCAAUGCCAACACUAACAACCACCCAGUUUUACAAGUUGAUGGCUGGAGAACGUACAGAGCUUUUCUCAAAAUUACUAGAAUUAUCCCUUAUGAUAACUUAUAGACCUGAUAAACAACAUGAAUGGAAUAUACUUCAGAAUUGUCCUUUGUUGAAGAAAAUGGAAUUAAUAUUUGUAAAUUCAGUGGUUUCCAUCGCCAAUCGAAAUAAUAUCACCGGAAGCGAUAACAGUUUCAAUUCAAUGUUCGGUGGUGUCAAUAUACAAAGUCCGGUUGAAAAUCAGGGUGAAUCAGAAAUUGUGGAGGGAAAAGUGGUCUACAAUGAACUAGAAAAGUUAACAUUGAUAUGUGACAAGAAGAAAAUUAAGAAUUUCCCACUCUAUUAUGCCUUAUCAAGAAAUCAGUUUCCUCUAUUACGGAAGUUGACAAUAACUGGUGUAAUAUUUCCUUUUAUUGACCAAAGUGUAACGAACUUUGAGUGGUUAUUGAAUUUUCCAAACUUAAAAGAACUAUGGUUGGAGGACAACGAUAAUUGUGAACUGAGUAAGUUCUUUCAAUUGCUCAAGUGCUCAGAUGUUUGGAAAAAUUUGCGGAAGUUGACCUUUAGAGAGAACAGACUGUAUCCAAUUAUCAAUCUUGAUGAGGACUUGCCCAUUGCCAACGAUGAUGAGAUGCCAUACAUGCUAUAUUAUAGGAAGAACCUGCAGAAUCUGGAAAAGUUAGAUCUAAUGGGGACAUCAAUAAGCGGUUCUGCGUUAACCAGAUUAUGUGAAAAGUAUUUGAAUGGUGAGAAAUUAAAGAGUUUAAAUAUUGGGGACUGCCCCAACAUUCAAUUUCUAACUAAUCAUGCUCAUACAACAAGAAUGGUAUUGGAUGUGAAUUUGGUUUUGAAGAAACUCUCUAAAUUGGAGGAAAUCAAUUUGUCACAUCUGAAUACAUUGAAUGAUCGUACAAUGAAUUCCUUUAUAAUUAACAUACCCUUUUUGGAAAAUUUGAAAAGGCUUGAUAUUUCGCACAAUUUUGAAAUCACCGGAAUAUCAAUCUACGAAUUUUUAAAGAAAUUUCAGAUGGACCACGAGAAUGAAACAGGAUGCCAACCACUGACAUAUUUAAAUAUUGACGGUUGUGUACAAGUAUCACAUAUCACUGUCAAUAUGAUCCGAGCCCAGAAUCUAGUCACCCGAGUGGAUUGCGUUUACGAAAGAGACAAAUGGAAAAAAUUCGGAGUUAACUCAUAUUCGUACUCAUAA
Saccharomyces mikatae IFO 1815 is the source of this 2217-nucleotide messenger RNA. It is a transcript of the gene DIA2, whose product is annotated as DNA-binding SCF ubiquitin ligase subunit DIA2. The transcript has a single exon. Lineage: Eukaryota; Fungi; Ascomycota; Saccharomycetes; Saccharomycetales; Saccharomycetaceae. Bases 1 to 2217 code for a protein of 738 amino acids. Gene Ontology annotation, cellular component: SCF ubiquitin ligase complex. Gene Ontology annotation, biological process: SCF-dependent proteasomal ubiquitin-dependent protein catabolic process. Gene Ontology annotation, molecular function: protein binding. The record is from RefSeq and is a predicted model, not a curated record.